This is a messenger RNA of Aspergillus luchuensis, 771 nucleotides long. It is a transcript of the gene HIS6, whose product is annotated as 1-(5-phosphoribosyl)-5- ((5-phosphoribosylamino)methylideneamino)imidazole-4-carboxamide isomerase HIS6. The transcript has 3 exons. Gene Ontology annotation, biological process: L-tryptophan biosynthetic process; L-histidine biosynthetic process. Bases 1 to 771 code for a protein of 256 amino acids. The record is from RefSeq and is a predicted model, not a curated record. NCBI's taxonomy places the organism in Eukaryota, Fungi, Ascomycota, Eurotiomycetes, Eurotiales, Aspergillaceae. Gene Ontology annotation, cellular component: cytoplasm. Gene Ontology annotation, molecular function: 1-(5-phosphoribosyl)-5-[(5-phosphoribosylamino)methylideneamino]imidazole-4-carboxamide isomerase activity.
AUGACCAAAUUCCGUCCCUGCAUUGAUUUACACUCCGGCCAGGUGAAGCAGAUAGUGGGCGGAACGUUGAGCAGUGUUGCGGCGGAUUUGAAGACGAAUUAUGUGUCGAAGUUGCCGGCGAGUCACUAUGCGGAACUGUAUAGGAAGAAUGAUUUGAGAGGUGGACACGUUGUUAUGCUCGGUCCGGGCAAUGAUGAGGCUGCUAAGGAGGCGUUGAGGACUUGGCCUGCUGGGUUGCAGGUUGCGGGGGGCAUUACGGAUCAGAAUGCGAAGUAUUGGAUUGAGAUGGGGGCUGAGAAGGUUAUCAUCACAUCGUUCCUCUUCCCGGAGGGCAAAUUCUCUCUUGAACGGCUGCAGUCUGUUCUUGCUGCGCUGGAUGGUGAUAGGUCUAAGCUGGUCUUGGACCUGAGCUGCAGGAAGAAGGGCAACACGUGGUUUGUGGCUAUGAAUCGCUGGCAGACGAUUACUGAAAUGGAGAUUACGCAAGAAUCAAUUGCGCUCUUGGAGCCCUACUGUUCCGAGUUCCUCAUUCACGCUGCAGAUGUUGAGGGUCUGCAACAGGGCGUUGAUGAGGAGCUCGUGUCUAAGCUGUCCCAGUGGUGUACUAUCCCUGUCACCUAUGCCGGAGGUGCUCGGAAUCUUCAGGAUCUGGAGAAGGUUCACGUUAGCAGUCAAGGGAAGGUGGAUUUGACGAUUGGAAGUGCGUUGGAUAUCUUUGGUGGAUCUGGGGUAACGUUUGAUGAGUGUAUAGAAUGGAACAAAACGCAUUAG